Messenger RNA from Ostrinia furnacalis (Asian corn borer), 958 nucleotides. It is a transcript of the gene mip40, whose product is annotated as Myb-interacting protein 40. The transcript is spliced from 6 exons. Bases 62 to 757 code for a protein of 231 amino acids. NCBI's taxonomy places the organism in Eukaryota, Metazoa, Arthropoda, Insecta, Lepidoptera, Crambidae. Gene Ontology annotation, cellular component: Myb complex; transcription repressor complex. Gene Ontology annotation, biological process: negative regulation of transcription by RNA polymerase II. The record is from RefSeq and is a predicted model, not a curated record.
UUCUAGUGUUUUUGGCUACAUUUACAUUUCAUUUGUUUUAAUUAGUGUGAUUACUUUUACAAUGCCAAAACGGAGUAGGAGAUUAUUAACCCCAUCCAAAAAAGCAGCUAAACAAGUCGUCCAAAAAGAAAUUAUUGAGGAAGAAAAUGAAGACAAAGGAGAUAAAGAAGUAUCUACAGCUCGGGGGCGUCUCAAAGGUGCCCUAUUGGAGGUGCUUGACCCUCCUGCUGAAGAAUCUGAUGAGUCAUACGAGCCCUCUCCAACCAAGAAAGAAAGACAGGAAAAGAAAGAUUCAGAAGAGGAAUAUACACCAAGGAGGAAGUCUCCAGUCCGCCAAUCAUAUGUGCUGAAGCUUUUCGACCGGAGUGUAGAUUUAUCUCAGUUUGAAGAAAACUCUCCGCUCUACCCCAUAUGCAGAGCCUGGAUGAUCAACCAGCCCAAGGAAAAUUAUGAGAACUUUGGGCAAAGUUAUGAAGAACCUGAACAGACUGAAGAAAGUGUUGAGUUACCUGGACCCGAGGGGCCACCUGUCAGCCGGAUCCCAGAGCUACUACCAGAACAGAAGGCUCGAAAUAAGGAUAACAUCAAUCUUAACUAUCGAGAAGCGCCGCCUCCGAGCCGCGAGCAGCUGCUCCGCUGGCACGGCGCGCGCUGGGCGGCGGUGCGCCAGGCCUGGCUGGACCAGGCGCAGCGUGUCGAGGCACGAUAUGACGCCGCGCAGAACGUGCUCAACAAGAUCAAUAUCAAUGCCCUAUAAUAAACAAUGCUGUGAAAAUUACGCUUUUAGUAAAUUAAGUGAAGAUUUUAGAGUGAUAUUUUACUUACAUUGAUUUAUGAAGAGUUUUAUAAUUAUAAAUCAAGAAUCAUGAGGAUGUAUAUUGAUUGACAAUGAUGAUUGAAAUGAAAGAAGUGGGUCUUAGAGAUUUUUUAUUGUUGUAAAUAAAUCAUUACGCAUGAA